This is a messenger RNA of Parasteatoda tepidariorum (common house spider), 6847 nucleotides long. Its product is annotated as putative receptor-type tyrosine-protein phosphatase mosPTP-1. NCBI's taxonomy places the organism in Eukaryota, Metazoa, Arthropoda, Arachnida, Araneae, Theridiidae. Gene Ontology annotation, molecular function: protein binding; protein tyrosine phosphatase activity. Gene Ontology annotation, biological process: protein dephosphorylation. The record is from RefSeq and is a predicted model, not a curated record.
CGCUCUCUGCGGGCGAGAUUGGCGCUGAAGAGAAGCGCUUUUCUAACCGAUCGCCAGUGCGUCGGCGGCGGAGGAGGGAUGCGGUGGUUGUUCGCUCUCCUGUUCGGCUGCUUGGUCGGUGCCAAGGCCGAUUAUUUCAUCGAAGAGGAAGAAGAAGAACCUCCUGAACCGGUAUUUGUAAGAGCCGGUGCAAAUGUUUCCCUGCCAUGUUCCCCUAAUGAGGGACCAAUUCGAACCCUUACAUGGUGGAAGGAUUAUCGCAAGAUAGUAGAAGUGCACGACGAACAGACUGUGUUAUGGGAAGCUGAACCCCAUGUUAAUUUGCUUAGUGAUGCUUUAUAUCUUCAAAAUGUAGUUUAUGCAGAUUCUGCUGAUUAUCAGUGCCAAAUAAAUGAUGAGCAGAGAGCUUCUUUAAGGCUGCUUGUGCAAGAUGUUCCUGAUCCUCCAGGAAUGCCACUGAUCAUGAGUUUUACAUCUCGUUCAGUUAACUUGUCCUGGGCUCCAAGUAUUGACAAUCACCACAGCUCUAUUAUUCACUACAUUAUUCAUGUCAGGGUUGGUGAAUCAGGGGAAUGGGAAGAAUCUAAUGGUAUUCUUACUUCAGACAAUAGAACUAGUUGGCAAGUUAUAGGACUACAGCCCUACACUGUGUAUUCCUUUCGAGUCGUUGCUGUUAAUACCAUUGGAUCUUCGAAACCUAGUAAAGAGUCCUAUUACAUGGUGACUCUUCGAGAAGUGCCUGAUGGUAAGCCAAACAUUACUUAUGCCCAUAACACAAGUAGUAGUUCAAUUAUUAUACAAUGGGCACCUCCUCCGAAACAUUCACUCCAUGGAGAAUUUCUUGGAUAUCGCAUUACUUACAGAUUACGGGAAAGAGCUCGUGGAGAAAGAGAAAUUAUAUUACGUGAUCCAUUGGCUAGGGAUUACGUGAUUCGUGGAUUGAAUGCCUUUUCACAAUAUUUGGUGUCUUUACAAGUAUUUAACCCUGCUGGACGGGGACCUGCUACCACAGUAGCUGUAAUGACUGAUGAAGGAGCACCAAGUCGUCCCAGAAACUUGACUGCUACUCGCAUUACCAAUAAUUCUGUUAAAUUAAAAUGGCUUGAACCUGAACAUGCUAAUGGUAUAAUUCAGGGAUAUAACAUAUACCACUUAGAUGUUGGUCCUAAUCAUACAGAGAGAAAGAAAGUACUUAAUCCUCAGCAAGUCAUGGAAUAUGUCCUAGGAUCACUGAAAGCUUACACUCAGUACAAAGUAUGGGUAAAAGCAUACACUGGAAAAAAUGAAGGAUUUGCUAGUAACAGCUUAGAAAUUAUCACAGAUGUACAAAGUCCCAGUGAACCAAUUAUAACAAAUUUAACAUGCCAGUCUUUAGAUAGUAUAUACAUAGAAUGGAAUCGUCCUAAAGUUGUAUACCAUAGAAUUGAUUACUAUUUCAUCUCAUACCGGUCAGAAAAUACUUGGGAUUUUGAAGAAAUAUCUUUAUCUUCCUCACAGGAAAGACCUAGCCAUUCGAUGAUAAUAUCCAAUUUAACCUCAAAUUUGAUGUAUGAGGUCAAAGUUCAAGGAGCUAGCCGAAGUGUGGUAGAGCAUUCGAAAUUAUACAAGGGUCCAUACUCUGAAUUGAAAAAGAUAUUUUUGCAAAGUAUGACGGCUUCUUCCCUUGAGGAAGCUACCAUUAGUGCUGGAAUCAUUGCUGGAAUUGUUUGUGUGACACUAGUGCUUCUACUUGCAGUUAUGGCCUUUGUUUUAUGGAGAUUUCUUUGUUUUAGAAAAUACUUUCAAGCAGCAUAUUACUACUUAGAUGAUCCUCCAAGAAAGCGUGUGACAUCAGAAAACUCAAAAACUUUUGGUGAUAAUGAUAGCAAUCCAAUCGAUGUUACUGCAUGGCCUGAUCAUGUAUGUAGCUUACACGCUGAUGGAGAUAUAGGCUUUUCUAAAGAAUACGAGUUGAUCUUUCAGACUAUCCAACAAGCUACUGAUUUAGAGUUAUCUUCAGAAUGCUCACAGUUGAUGGAAAACAAGAACAAAAAUCGUUAUGUCAAUAUUGUAGCAUAUGAUCACAGUCGAGUAAUACUUAAAAUACUUCCUGGUCAAAAGAAAACAACUGACUACAUCAAUGCCAAUUAUAUUGACGGUUACAAUGAACCGAAUGCAUACAUUGGUACUCAAGGACCUCUUCCAUCAACAUUUGAUGAUUAUUGGAGGAUGAUUUGGGAGCAAAAAGUUUAUAUCAUCAUUAUGAUAACUAAUCUUGUUGAACGUGGAAGAAGAAAAUGUGACAUGUAUUGGCCCAAAGAAGGUAGUGAAAUAUAUGGAAUUGUGCAAGUAAAACUAACUCAAGAGAUUGAGCUAGCUACAUAUACAAUAAGAACUCUUGUAAUACGUAAUCUUAAAGUAAAAAAAAAAACAUCAUCUGAAAGAACAGUGUAUCAAUAUCAUUAUACCAAUUGGCCUGAUCAUGGAGUGCCUGAGCAUCCCUUGCCAGUUUUAAGUUUCAUACGUAAAUCUGCUACAGCUAAUCCUCCUGGUGGUGGACCUAUCAUAGUUCAUUGCAGUGCCGGAGUUGGACGGACAGGAACGUAUAUUGUAAUAGAUGCCAUGUUAAGGCAAAUAAAACAUAAACAGUCUUUGAGUGUUCCUGGAUUUUUAAAGCAUAUUCGCCAGCAAAGAAAUUUCCUUGUUCAAACUGAGGAGCAGUAUAUAUUUAUACAUGAUGCUCUGUUAGAGGCUAUUGAAAGUGGAGAAACUGAAAUUGCUGCACCAGAAUUUUCUCAAUACGUGCAGAAAUUGAAGCUAACUACUAAUGAAAAUGAGAAGGAAACUUCCCUGUUGUUGGAAAAACAAUUUAAACUUGUUACUUGCUUCAAAGCAAAAGAUUUCAGCAUUAUAUCAGCCACAAAAUCUUGUAAUAGAUCAAAAAACAGGAACAGCAAUAUAAUACCUGUAGAAUCCUAUAGAGUUCACAUUACACCCAAACCUGGUAAAGAUGGAUCAGAUUAUAUAAAUGCUAGUUUCUUUCAGGGAUUUAACAAAUUAAAUGAGUUUAUCAUAACUCAACAUCCUACGAUGGACACAAUUGCUGAUUUUUGGCAGAUGGUCUGGGAUCACAACUGCCAAACUAUUGUACUUCUUUCCGAUGUGGAUGAAAAGGAAUAUCCUUGCUUUUGGCCAGAUGAUGAAAAAGAAAAUGAUUAUGGGACUUUUAAAGUAAAAAUUAGUGAAGAAUGUACUCAAGACUGCUAUGUAACACGAGACUUUAUACUUCAAUCAAUGCAAGAUGAUUAUGAGGUCAUUUGUCGAGUAGUUCAGUGCUCUGGGUGGCCAAAAAAUUGUUCUCCUAUAAGUAGUAUCUAUGAUCUAGUCCAUUUAGUUCAGGAUUGGCAUUUAGAGUAUCAAAAUGGUCCUAUGGUUGUAGUUGAUAAGUUUGGAGGUACAGAAGCAGCAACAUUUUGCUGUUUGAACACUUUACAAAAGCAGCUUGAAUUUGAAAAUUCUGUAGAUGUGUACAUGUAUACUAAGUUAUACCACAUGCGCCGACCAGGUAUCUGGCAAACAAAAGAUGAUUAUUACUUUUUAUAUCAUGCUGUGGACAAAGGAUUGCUAGCAAAUUAUGAAGUUAUACCAGCUUUAAAUAGUCCAGUGACUAAUGGGCAUGUCCUUCCAUUAAAAGAGGAUUCAGCUAUCUGAAACUUUCCUAUCACAGUGUAAAUAUGCAAUUUUUAACUGUAUAAUUUGUGUGCCUCAUACAAAGUGGCAAUCAGGACAACAAAACCUCGCUAUUUUUAACUAUGUGGAGGUCACUUUUUAUUGUUCUGUACCAUAUUAACUUGUGAUAUAAUGCAUAUUUUCUAAGUGACGAUAGAAAGAAUAAAGGUGACAAUCUUGACAGAUAAAGAUCAGGGUAAUAUGUUUUUAUGAACUACUUAAAUUGAGAGAAUGGUUAGUCAAUUUGUCCAGUAUCUCAAUUAAAAGCUAUGAAUUUGUCAUUUCAUUUGUAAUAGGUACUUAAUCGCAAUAGAUUUGAGUGCAGAUUUCAUUCUUUUUUGUCUUUUUUUUCAAGAUGUGGGAUGAAAAUAAUCUUGUAUGACAGAUUUUUAAAAAUAUUAAUCACGAGCAUAAUCUAUAUUCAAGCAAGUUACAAUACAAGGCAAUAUCUAUGAUUUAUAUGCAACUUACAAUUUUCUGAUUUGCCGAAUAAAUUCUAUUUUUGUUUCUUGUAAAACUAUUGGAUGAAAAUUUACCAUAUAUAGCACAAAAAUUCUUAUUAUGAUACUAAGAAUUUUUUUUCUUAUUUCUUCCUGAGUAUCACAUUACUCUACUUUACUUAAAGCAAUUUAAAUAUUUUUUGAAUAUUUCUUUAAUUUUUACUUUUGAAUUUUUCAAAAGUGGAUCUAGUAUUUAAUCUCUUCUGUAAAUCAAUAUCUGUAUCAUUUAUAAAAAAAAUAUAUAAAUUAAUAUCAACUAAAUAAUAUUAGUUACUGAAGUAUAUUCUUUAUAAGUACUUACUCAGUGGCACGACAGCCCCUGAGGGCUAAGGCCAACUGUGCUCAUCUCAGUUUUCUUGACCUUGGGCUCUGGAGUGCAGGAGCAGAUGUUCCGGUUAGGUGGUCAGCCGAACGCGAAAUCCCCAGUGUUCUUUAUGAGUAACACUUUAUAAGUAACCCCCAUUCUUUAUAAGUAACACUUUAAAUUAAAAGGUGUACUAUUGUAAGGUUAACUAAUUUGUUUUUACUAAUUAUUAGACAUUUUUAACUAUAAUAGAUUUGGAAAUAAACGGAAAAUUAUGCUAACUAAUUUAAAAAUGCUAAAUAUAACCUAUUUUAAUAAGCUACAACAAAUUGCAAGUACUAUUUAGGUUGUUAGUUUCAUAGUACAUAUUUCUUGUUUUGAUUCAUUAUAAAUAAUCGUUUUUUUAAUGAUAAUGUGGAAACUUUAUGUUUAUACUUAGCAUUCCAUAUGUAUUUAUGGGCUUGUUUUAAAUAUAUAUUUUAUUUACAUUUAUACCAUAUUAUAUAUAUAUCUUUGGGGUUUCUAGUUUAUCUAUAUUUUAUUUAAUUACAACUUCUCACCCUGUAUAAAUUAUGCAAAAUUUAAUCAUAUGAGUUGAGUUUAUUUCCCACAUCUUGAAAAUUCACUUUUCUGCAAUAAUGAUAAAAAUUUUGCAUUUUAUUGUUAUGUUUUCAUUUAAUAUUCUCAGAUAAAUAUCAAAACCUUUUUCAUAAAUUAAUUGUAAAGAAAUCCAACGCUUUAGCAUUUGUUAAUAUUAUAUUUAAAAAUUUAGUUUAUACAUUUUGUUUGAUCUUUGUUACUUGGAAAUGUAAUUAUGCAAUAAACGUUAUAUAUGAAACUUUCCAUGAAUAGUUAGUCUAGCUUCAAAAUGUGUUGUAUUGUUUUUGUGAAAUUUGCUGUUGUAAAAUCAAAAGAUUGCACGUUAAAAGCCAACGCCUUACAUUUGUUGUAUGUUAUUCACUAUGUCUAAAACUUUAAAAUACUUUGCUACUAUCUAUCAAUAAUUUUAUAAAUUUGUAUAAGGUUUUGAUGUGAAAUUACUUUUAUAGAAUUUAGAAACCCUUUUAUUUGUUGUUUGUCAAAUUUUAAGAGUUUUUGCAACGUCUGAUCGGUAUUUAAUGAUAUUGAUAUCAUUUUGAUUUUCUUUUCCAAGUAGUAUGCCAAGUAUAUUUAAAAAACGAGGAAAAACUAUAUUAAUUGAAAAACUAAUCAGGAAUAAUGAAUAGGUUUUUUGUUGAAAUUAAAAUAUUUCUAUUUUUCUAGGAUUAUUUAUUUAUUACCGAAAUAUUUUCUAAUACUGUACAUUUCUCUUUUUUUUCAGAAGUUUAGUGACAUUAAAACCAUUUUAUUUCUUACAUUCUAGUAUUUAGGGAUUUUGGCCAAAACAGAUAAAGCAUGAUUAAUUGAAUAUCUUUUCAUCAUUUGAAUUGUCUAUCUUAUAGAAAUAGGAAUUAAUAUACUUAAAAUUUAUUUAAAGAAUAGUUUUUAGAGGUUUAUAUGGCAUUAUAAUUUUCAUUAGACUACAAAUUUUAUAUCUAUAUUUGAGAGACACUUUCUUCAACAAUUUGUAAAAUGUAUGUAUUUAAUUACUUAAGACUUAUAAAUUUCAGACAAUGUGUCAAAUUUUACGCCUAGACACUUCUCCUGAUAGCAAGUGCUCUGUGAGCAAAUUACUUGCAAGUAGUUGUACUUACUGAUUACUUAAUUAAUUAUUCCACACUAAUGCCCAACAUUUUAUGAACUCAAAGUAUUUCUUAUGAAUAAUUUAUACUCAUAUAAUUGUCAUAUUUAAAAUUGUAUGCAAGUAUUAAGCAUUUUUUCAAUACAAAUAUACUUAGCAUUUAUAUAUUAAAUGCACAAUAUUUAUCUUUUUAAAAAUUAAAAUAUUGAAACAUAGUUAAUAUAUUUUUGCACAUCCCUUUACUAUAAUUGUUUUGGCAUUCUUACUAGUAUAUUAUCAUUUAAUUUUGUUCUAUAAAUGUGAAAAAUAGCUUGUUUAAACAAGCAUUUUUUACUAGAGUUUUGUUCUCUUCCAAAAUUAAUCAUUAUUUAUUAUUUGAAAAGAUUUGAGAUGUAAUGAAUGAAACUGUCUUCCAUUAACUAUGCAAUUCAAAACCAUAACAACUGAACAUUUUCCCCAUAAGUUGAACUUAUAUCUAUUUAUUAUCAAAUCACUCAUAUAUUAAACUCAGAAAUGUCUUAAAUCCCAUUUUUAAAAACGUACCUUUUAUUUAAAAAUAUUUUAUGUGAGAUAUGGAAAUGCAAAACCACUUAUAAAUUGUAAGUAAACUGCAUUCUAAGCUUUUAUUUGUGAUUUUUCUACUUAAAUUGUAAA